Messenger RNA from Marchantia polymorpha subsp. ruderalis, 2981 nucleotides. The record is from the annotation of a GenBank genome assembly. NCBI's taxonomy places the organism in Eukaryota, Viridiplantae, Streptophyta, Marchantiopsida, Marchantiales, Marchantiaceae.
GAAGGGAGGGAGGGAGGAGGAGGAGGGGCUAAUUAAGCAUAAGCACUGUUCUGAUUAAGCGAGAGUGUGUAACGCCAGGAGGAGGGGGGCUGGGGCUCCUGCACCAGAGGAGGCCUGGGGCGCUUGGGUUAAGACGGGCAGCCCCAGCCCGGCCAGGCAGAAGCUAAACAGAGGGGCGGCGAGUCUAAUCACGCGAUUCCCCGAAGAGAUCGAGGGGGUGGAUCGGGGGCGCGUUUCCCGCGCGGGGCGCCAUGGAAAUGAGGAGCUUCGGGAGCUUCGUGAGCAUGAGGGGACGAGGCUCAGGCGACGGGGCGAGGAGCGUCGACAGGCGAGGCUGGCGAUUCCGCGGAGUGUCGCUCGACGAGAUGGAGGUGCGACGCGCGGUGUCGCUGCGCGGAGGGAGGUGGGUGGCCAAGGCCUGGAUGCUGCUGUGCGUGCUCGUUUCCACCGUGUUCUGUUUCUGGGCUCUGAUCGGCUCGUCCGACGUCGCGGGAUCCCGAUUUCUGUGGCUGUCUCCGGGCGAACGCGACAUCGACGUCGACGGCCUGAAGCAGCUCGAUGAAAUUUCCCUCGCAUUGCUGAAACUCGGCUUGCCCCUCUCUGCGUACGCCAUCUCUAUGCAGAAUCGCGCGCACUCGGAUUCGUCCAAUGCUGGUCUGCUGCUCGCCGCCAAUGCUCCUCCCGGCUUCGGGAUUGUCGAUCCUUCCGACGGGGCCGCCCGACAUCCUGUCCACGCCGACCGCGACGAGAGGGUUGCGCACAGCUCGGAGGCCGAGGACGGAGCACAAGGUUGGGAUGGGCAGGUUUCUCCGUCUGAGAUUAGCAUUUACAGCGUAGCGAGCAAUUACAACUACAUGCAGCAGUUGUGGGUUUUUGGAAACGUGUGCUACAAUGGCAGCCAUUUGAUCAGGCUGCAGAACGAGGUGUGCAAGGAGCCGGAGGAUGCCGCUCCUCAGAGCCCGCUGACGCCUAUCCAUUGCAGGAAUGGAGAUCUUUACGCGCGUAGGCUGGCCAUGGUGAAAGAGACGGGGCUUCCGAUGACUGAACGACUACCGGCCUGGAUGAAUGGCCGCGACAGCAUUACUUGGAGAAAUGAGACGGUUUCUUUGGUGAAUCUCGACUCUCGCACCAUGGACCCAUCUCGUUUCCUGCAGAAGGUGAAUAUGCUGCUGCUGCUGAACAAUGCAAGCACUUCAGCCUUCUUAGAUCAAAUCGGUACGUUCAUGUUCAUGACCCAUCGUCGUGUAGCGAAGAUUCUCAAGGAUCGAGCUGAUGGCGAAGAAAGAUUUCACAAGACAUAUCUGUCGACCAUUCUAUCACGGGCUCUGCCGAUGGACAGGACUCAGGUGGGAGACAUUUUUGAAGGGGGCUUGGUAGCUGACACUAGGGUGGAGUUAAACGAUCCUUUUUCGGCUGCCACAGAGGACAGGCCCUUAUGUUUUCGGAAGGCCGUUCUGACGGGAACACUGAAGGGAAGUUGCUGGCCCGGAGGAGAAGUUGUUGCGGAUAUGGUGCGUGACCACUUGAGCGAAAGGUUCGACACAAAUCUAAUCGCUCGUGCAUCCAAUGACUGGCCCUAUCUUGUUGCCUUGCUCGGGAACAACACUAGAAGAACAUUGUCCUCUAGAAGUGAAGAAGUUUUUCGUGCCUUGUUGGGCAGAAAGGCCCUGGGAUUGGAUGUGCACUUCAAAGACUACCGUGAAGUGGAUUUCAAAGAGCAAUUCGAGAUACUGCAACUGGCGGAUGUAGUUGUUGGGUUUUAUGGUGUAGAUAUCAUCAUUCCAUGUCUGUUCUCGCGGAAAAUGUUGGUUUUAGUUGAAAUUGUCCCCUACAAGGUCCAAGAUCGUGCCCAUGAAACACAGGCUCUUGACUCGGGCCUGAUAUACAUGGCGUACCAGUGCGAAGAGGGGAGCGUGCAAGAUGCUGAUUCCUUCUUCCGAAACGAGUCAGCUUCUAGUUGCACGUUGAAUCCAAAGUGCAGACAACACUAUGCUGCCGUCAGAAAAGUACAGCUUACAACAAGCGAUCUGGCCCAGCUUCAGAAAGUUGUCUCUCUUGCACGGUUGAUCGCCGCCGAGAUGAGUGCACAGCAACUGGCGAAGAGGAAAGGGCGCAUUCACGAUGCAUCCUCCUUCCUGGUCGAAAAUCUCAUCGGUGGUAAAGGCAAGUGUAAGCCUUUUACUCUUGCAGAACUACCAUCGGCAUCAUGUGGUACAAACUGGAUCAGCUUCACAAGCGAAAGUCAAGGUCCGAUGACUUGUUGUUAUUGAGCUUCAACUCGCUCAAGGUCCAACGUGUUGCGGGAUGGAAAAUUGUCAAGUCUCAUUGUUGCGAUGAUACUGUAACAGCCUGCCUAGCGAGGACUGAAAAAGAGCCUCUGUAAAUAAUCUCUCGAACAUGCAGCCCGCCCAGCAGGAAAUUUUCGGCUAGCAUGCCAGUCGCACUUGUACAUAUAGGAAAUUUUUUGUGACGGAAGAACAGGCUCCUUCUGGAUUUGCUUAGGUGUCAAAUGCGAAAACACCGUUCCCCUCAGCCUUAGUUUUGGAGCUAAUAAACUUGAUGCGAACGGGGACUGACUUCUAAUUGCUCAUCCUGUCUGGAAUGGAGUUGUACACUGCUGGGAGUUGCGGUAAGUCUUAGAGUUCCUUGUGGAGCCGGGGUUGCCCUCUUACAAGACGCUUGUAUUUGGCUCGAGUACAGGCCUUUUUGUCAGAGCACAGAUGUUAAUCCACAUUUUUCAAUGCUGAAAAUUCAUUGCAUAUCUUAACCCACUCUUCGUUAGCUUAACCAAAGUGUAUCUUACGGCACUGUUACGGCCAGUGGCAACCCCUGUAACAGGAAGAUGACCAGGCGAUUGACUUGCGUCGAACUGUAGAGCCGCCAUAUUCGUCACUCUGCGCUCACGGACCUUGUGUUUCUGCCUUAAAAAACUGCCUCCGUUUCGACAUACGCUACCGUUUCUAAAUCGUGCAUUGUAGGGU